UCAAAAACUCCCCUUUGGCCAGCCUUUUUUUUUUUUUUGUAGAGUUGCGUGUGAGACUAUUUUUAUUUUCCAGCGCUUGCAGCGUGUGUCCGUGGUUUAAGAGGUGGACGGCAUUGUCUCCGUCUCCCCCUCUUCUAUGCGCCCCUUUUUUUUUGGCGCGUCCCGGGCGCCGAGUUUCUCGCAAAAUUUUUACAGGCGUUUUUUUUUGAAAUGUGUCAUUCUUUCUCUUUCGACUCUCUGAUUGACGUGCAGGCUCUUCGGGGGCUAGCCAUCGGUGACGGGCUACUCGUUUGACCCCGGGGAAGAGAGUGUAUAGCGCAUCCCUAUGUUCUCGGUUUCCUAUAGGUUCAAGAGCAAUAAGGAAGAAGACACGCAGCGCUACAGCUUCAACAAUGCCUAUAUUUCUGUGAAAGAGCUCAAGGAGCACAUCGAAAAUGAGAACGGGUUGUCUUCUGGAAUAGAGCUCGAAGAUCCCGAGACGGGAGAAGUGUACCGAGACGACGGAAAGGUCGCCAAGAAUUCGUUGGUUUUGGUGAGUCGACUCGCUAAGAAGUCUCAGAGGAGCAACGGGAGUUUCAUGACUCAUUCGGCGAUAAAGCGCGUGCCGGCGGCGAAUCAGACGCCGCCCGCCGGACUGACGUAUGUUUGCAACCGUUGCAGAAAAUCUGGUCAUUACAUUCAGAACUGCCCAACCAAUGGGAAUCCCGACUUCGACCGCCCAUUGCAGCGCUUCGUCGGGAUUCCGCUGAGCAUGACGAAGAGGGUGUCGAGUGGAGACACGUCGAAGCCGACUUUGGUGUUACCGGAUGGCAAUUUGGCUGUAUUAGUUCCGAACGAUACUGUGUUUGAGGCAGGCAGAGCGUCGCUGUUGGCGCUGGAGGCUGAGAAGAAGAGCGUGCCGGAGGAGUUUCGCUGUUCGAUGUGCCAGAAUGUGUUUAAGAAGCCAAUGAGAGUUCCAUGUUGCAGUGCUGUUUUUUGCCAGGCUUGCAUAGAGCCGUCGACGUCGGCCGACCCCGUACAGUGUCCGAUAUGUCGGAAGGUGUCUUUGUUUGAGAGGUUGGUGGCGGACGAGGAGUUGGAGUUGAGUAUAGAGAGGUGGAGGAGGGAUAGAGAGGGGAGGGAGGACGAACCGCCUCGCGCCGAGGGGGUGGAGCCUGGUCGCUCGACGGAGUUGGAGAAGCCGCAGGUCGACGAUGGGGGGAGUUUGCUGUUGCCUGCUGGGACGGGCGGCGCGACGGUUAGCAAUUGUGUGGCGGAGUCGAUUAACGUGAAGAGGCCGCCAAAGAUAAAGCGUCCGCCGCCGCCGCCUCGUCAAGUCGGCAUCGCCGAGGCCGCGAUCAACAGUAAGGCACAGCAAGGAGAGUCGGACGGCGCGUCGGAGAAGAAGAGAGAGGGCGAGGAGGUUCAAAAUCUCUCGUCUUCGGCUCAGGUCGCUUCGAGUCCGAUCGACGGAUCAAAAGACGAGCCAAAGGACGGGUCGAAGGACGAACCGGGAGACGGAUCGGGAGAUGCGUUGCGGAGAGAAGAAGACGCGGGGAAGGAGUCGCGAGAGGCUGAGCGUCGGUUGCCUGGUCCAUCCAGUGACGAGGGGAGGAGGAAGGGGUGGAGGGCGUCACGCGAUUCGUCUUCUAGGAGGAAGGGCAGGAAGAGGUCGUCUUCGCCGGAUGCGUUCAUGGAUUCGUCUGAUUCGCAGUUGACGGAGGAGGGUUCGUCUGCGAAGAGGAGGAGGAGGCUGUCCGGGUCGCCUGAGGUGGAGGGACAUCGGCACCGUUAUCGAGACGAAGAGAAGCGGCGAAUCGAGCGAGAAGAUGGUCACUAUGGUCGGGUUGAAGAGGUGAAGAGGGCUCUGUCUCGCGUGUGUCGAAAGCGCCGUCACUACGGAGACGACUAUUAUCGCCACGAGGAGUGCCUUUACGAAGGAGAACACGAUUAUAGGUACCAUCGACUGCGUAGAGACGAGGAGUUACUAGAGAGCGAGAACCACAGAGGGCGUUGUUGUUACGUCGGCGCGUCGUCGUCCAAUGUCUCGUCUCAUCGUUAUCGCGAAGAUGAGGCCGCGCCAUGUCACCACCAUGAAUGUGACUGUCGAAGAUACCGUGACAGCGACUCUUCUCACCGCCACCACCAUCGCCACUCUCCCUCUAGGCAGCACUCCGCGCACGGGAACCACGAGUGUCAUUGCCGCCACUGGAGCGGCUAUCAUCGCUACCACGACGCCGAGCACUAUUACGACGACCCCUCCGGGCACGAGAAGGAAGAAGACCAGCCUCGAGGUGGAGAAGACAAGAAGAAAAAGAGAAAGAAGCGACACGGAAGACGGGACAACCAAAACGCCGCUCACGUCGCCGACGACCCCAAAUACAGCGCAGAUGUGUUCGACGAUGGAAAUCGGUAUGCCGUGGAGUCCAAGGCCGACGACGUCGUCUCGACGGACCCCACCGUGUCCAGUGCCAACCGCGUCGCGAGGAAAUCCCGCAAAGAAGACGUUCCUAGAAAGCGCGCUUCCACAACUCGUCCCGGAGAAUUGGCCAGGGACGGGGCGUGUUCCUCUUCGAACAACGGCCGCUGCACCGAGGAGCAGCAUCGGCCUCAGCACCACCGAGACGCCCCCUCUGUCGAUCACCCGUCCGACCAAGGAAACCCGAAACCUGCGUCCGCUCGCAAUCCUCCAAAGCAAACUAAAAAAAAAAAAUCUAGAAGCUCACAUAGAAGAGGUCGUAGAAGAUCGCGCGCCCACUCGUCGUCUCAUAAAACCAAUGAUAAAAACAAUAAUAACAAACGCCUCAGAACUUCUCAUCCUUAAUGCGCCCAUCAACUCGUUCCCGUCGUGCACGAACUUUUAUAUAUAAUCUCUAUUUUUGCGUCGUUUCUGUAAGGGGAAAAAUAUAUAUAUCUAUUUCCUAAAACCAAGAGAAGUCCCCUUCAGCCUUCUCUCCUUUUGGCGAUCUCUAUCUCUUCUUCUCGUCCAGAUCGUUGUCUCAAGGCCUUCCCAACCCUCUGACGUCUGUCCGCGCCCCUCUUCUUGCCAGCUGGGAGAAGAAAAAAAAAAGAGUCAACCACCUAAGCCACGCACGGUUCGCCAACGUGCACAAUCGACGUACCCAACGAAACGCUCACCGCCUGAUCCAACGGUGAAAUGCUCGGCUCCCUUUCUAAGCUGUCCGCCCACCUCUCCUCUCUGGAGGACGACUUCUCCGAAUAACAUCUGCACCUCCUUGCCAUCCUCGCGUAGCAAUUCACUAAAUACGUGAUCAUCUUCGAAAAAGUGUCAGCACGUGUCUCCCUUCUGUGCACAACGCUCAAGUGCUACCAACGCGGCCCCCUCCCUCCCUUUCGAACUUUUGGAUUCGCUCUCUUCGACGCAACCCUGUCGAAACCGGCGCGUCCUCCCUCCCUCCCCCUUUUCUUUUUUGGUUCGCCCUCUAUCCCCCAACCGACUCUGAAUUCCGACCCCCACAGAUUCAUCAUUUGCUCUAGAAUCGGCCGUGGCCACCUACGAAAAUGACAUGCGCCGCUACGAACCUUAUCGUCUUCAACCUCUUGCUGCAAACUGUUAGCCCCAUAAAUUUCGCAAAAUACAAA
Messenger RNA from Schistocerca gregaria, 3582 nucleotides. Its product is annotated as sarcoplasmic reticulum histidine-rich calcium-binding protein-like. Bases 326 to 2803 code for a protein of 825 amino acids. The transcript has 3 exons. Gene Ontology annotation, biological process: protein ubiquitination. Gene Ontology annotation, molecular function: zinc ion binding; ubiquitin-protein transferase activity; nucleic acid binding. Lineage: Eukaryota; Metazoa; Arthropoda; Insecta; Orthoptera; Acrididae. The record is from RefSeq and is a predicted model, not a curated record.